Paramormyrops kingsleyae is the source of this 3496-nucleotide messenger RNA. RefSeq names its product selenoprotein I (gene selenoi). Lineage: Eukaryota; Metazoa; Chordata; Actinopteri; Osteoglossiformes; Mormyridae. Gene Ontology annotation, cellular component: Golgi apparatus; endoplasmic reticulum membrane. Gene Ontology annotation, molecular function: ethanolaminephosphotransferase activity. Gene Ontology annotation, biological process: phosphatidylethanolamine biosynthetic process. The record is from RefSeq and is a predicted model, not a curated record.
GUGCAUAAAUAAGAACACCCAGGGCACAGGACUGGUUAAGUGAGAAGACAAUGGUUAGGCCAGUUGCUUGAGGUGUUGAGGUUGAUGAGUCUCUCAAAGGUUUAGAGGUGUACUGACAGUAUAAUGUAGAUUGGUAGCUCGUUCCACCAUUGAGGAACUACAUUUGAGACAUUUUUUCACCUGAUCUCCAGACAGUAUUAGUUUGCUGACCAAAGAAAGGAUGUAGGUCUUCAUGAGUGUGUCCUUGAUGGAGUGUUCGUAUUUACAGCGCCGUCGAUUCCAACCCCCUGUCAGUGUAUGUCAUGCACCCGUUCUGGAACUCUGUCGUAAAGAUAUUGCCCACAUGGCUCGCCCCAAACCUCAUCACGUUCACCGGCUUCAUGUUCCUGGUGCUCAACUUCCUCAUGCUGGCUUUCUACGACUUUGACUUCGACGCCUCGGGCCAAGGUCACACGCACGUCCCGACCUGGGUGUGGGUGGCAGCUGGAGUCUUCAACUUCAUCGCUUACACUCUGGAUGGUGUGGAUGGGAAACAGGCUCGCAGGACCAGCUCCAGCACGCCGCUGGGGGAGCUCUUUGACCACGGCCUGGACAGCUGGGCCUGCAUCUUCUUCGUGUCCACAGUGUACUCCAUCUUCGGGCGUGGCAACACGGGAGUGGAUGUGCUGACGCUCUACUAUAUCCUGUGGUCCGUGCUGUUUUCUUUCAUCCUGUCCCACUGGGAGAAGUACAACACCGGCGUGUUGUUCCUGCCCUGGGGAUAUGACAUCAGCCAAGUGACCAUCUCCGUCGUGUACAUCAUCACAGCUGUGGUGGGUGUGGAGGCGUGGUACAAGCCCAUAUAUGGGAACUUUUACUACAGAGACCUCUUCACUGUGAUGAUCUUGGGCUGUGCGUUCGUAGUAACUCUCCCAAUGAGCCUUUACAAUGUCUUCAAGGCCUACCGCAGCAACUCCCUGAAGCACAGCUCGCUCUAUGAGGCCUUCCUGCCCUUCCUAUCCCCGGUGAUACUCUUUUUGCUCUCCACCCUCUGGGUCUGCCUCUCUCCCAAUGAUAUCAUCCAACAGCAGCCCCGCAUCUUCUACCUCAUGGUGGGCACAGCCUUCGCCAACGUCACUUGCAAGCUGAUUGUGUGCCAGAUGAGCAACACGCGCUGCCAGCCGCUCAGCUGGUUGCUGCUGCCCAUGGUGCUGCUGGUUCUGCUGGUGGCGUCGGGCGUCCUGAAGCACAGCGAGGGCCUCGUGCUGCACGUCUGGACCGGGCUGGUGCUUCUGGGCCACAUCCACUAUGGCGUGUCCGUGGUGCGUCAACUCAGCGCACACUUCCACAUCUUCCCCUUCUCGCUGAAAAAGCCCAGCACCGAUUGACUAGAGGAGGAGAAGAUGGGUCUGCAGGCUGCGGAGGUCUAGCCAGCCUGUCCCUCCCCGUGCUCCACAUCACCCAAAAGGGGGUGCCAUUUCCCCCAGGAGACACCCAGCCACUCAGCGACACACAGCCCGGCCCGGCCCUCCCCUCCCCCUAGCAGCCCGGUUUGGGGUUGGGGGGUGGGGGGGGGGGUGACCUUUUCAUUGUUUUCAGCAGUGAGGUUUGCUUGUUUCCUAAGGAAAUGUGCUUCAGCAUUGAUGGCACACCAGAACCAGCCUGGUGCCUUUUUUACACACACUCUCAUGAAUGUACUGUGCAAGGCCCCGGACCAGCGGGCUUCCUCCUUUCGCGUUGGUUGGUGUGCAGUCCUCUCUAACUUGGGAUCUCAAAGCUACACGACUCUGUCCAUCUCAGAAUGAUUGGGCGCAUCAGACUAAGAAGGCCAAGACUUGCUCAGUGUCUGAUUGGUCCAGUUCGGGAGAUGCGAGCUGUUCACAGCCCUGGGGACGUGUGGCUCCGCUGUUUGUGGGACUCUGUGUUUUCCCGUCUUGCGGGUGGUGAUGUCAGCAUGGCCCCUUCCUCUCUUGCUUGGCUCUCUCUCCCUCUUUCUUUAGUUUGAGCUUGAAUGAAGAGUGUACCUCAAACCCAGUUCUGGAACGGCUAUACUCUGAAGGAAUAAGCAUGUGUUUGUUUUAUUUUAAAUUUUUUUUUUACAAAAUGUAAGCACUAGUUUCUACUCGUAUACAUGUAUAGUUAUAUGGUUAUUUUGUUGUUACGGUUUCCCAGUCAGUGGAUGGUUCAGAGUGGUGGUGGUUGUGAUCGUUUAUUUAAGUGAUGCCAGCAUAUCAGUCCUGAAACGACUCUUGACAUUUCGUGUAUGUAUGUGUGUUAGGAAGCUGAGCAAAGCUGAAUUUCAGAUUUGAUUUCUCCAAUAAUUUUUUUUUAAUUGUAACCUUUUUUGAGAACUGUUCAUAUGCCAUCUUGACGGUAGUCUGUAAGAAGUCUGGGUUGCCCCCCCCCCGCCCCCCUGCAGUGGAUUUUGCCUGGUGUGUGAGUAAAGGCCAUGUCUGUGUUUAUUAAUGUGUCACUGUCACCAGUACUUGCUACAACUAUCUGUAAAUGGUCACCUUCCGUCCCACGAAAGUGCUCUGGCUUUCUAAAUGAUGUACUCUGUGUGUCGAUCAUGUUGGUUGAAGUAUGGAUGUAAUCAUAAGCAGCUGAUUCAUGUGCAUGGUGUGUGUGUGCUGGGGUCGUCGGGCCAUCACGCCAUGUACAGAUCGCCCGUGUACUACAGUAUUCUAUGUGCUUGGGUACUGGGCUUUCUUUUCAUAGUCAGCUUUUUCCUUGUCAUGACCUCACCUCAGACAAAUGUGUAUGCAAAUAAGUGGUAAGAUUAGUAUUAUUCAAAAUAUUCACUCGAUAUAAAAUGUUAAUGCUAUUAUGAUGUAUAUACAGGUUGAUGAGAUGGGGAUAGACCACCUUCCUGUAAAUAUCACAUAUAAAGUUAAUCUUGCUGUUUGACUAAUUUCUUAGGGCUGUUUCAGUUGGUGACCAUAUGUAUGCGAAUACUUCAGUAAGAUUUAAAGUGUUGGGUGGCAGAUGGGCCUUUUUUUUGCGAAGAAGCCAUUUCCAUUUGUGAAUUUGUCACUCGCUAAGUAAUCACUUUUUGGCUUUUGUGUGAAGAGUUAGAUAAGGAAUUCGCUGUAACUUUCCUACCUCAGACUAUUGUAGUACAUGACUGAGACUGUCUUCAUGACUUCAUCCAGUACAGGUUGAUCAACUGAUGUUUAAAAAAAUGGGUAGCAAGCAGGAACAUUAUCAUGGUCUGGCUUUUGUGAGUUUGUGUGUACAGAUGUGUAAUGCAGUGUCAGGUACACCUGGCACGUUUCAUGUGAUUUAAAUCUGUGUUCUGCUGUUGACAAACACCACUUAAAUACAUUGGCCUCUAAUGACUUAAUGCUGUGACAUUCAGUUUCCAACAGGACAUUUCCAAAAAUGGCCAGUGUUUAAAGUAGGCCAGACUAUAUAUAUACACAUUAGUUCUGUUUGCCUAGUAAAGUAAUAAGCUGCGCAUUGCUCUAGUAAUCAGACUGACGCCAUUCUUGUUUCAUUAAAAUGUCUUACUAUGUGA